Messenger RNA from Panthera uncia (snow leopard), 598 nucleotides. Its product is annotated as transmembrane protein 87B-like. The record is from RefSeq and is a predicted model, not a curated record. NCBI's taxonomy places the organism in Eukaryota, Metazoa, Chordata, Mammalia, Carnivora, Felidae. The transcript is spliced from 4 exons. Bases 86 to 316 code for a protein of 76 amino acids.
UAUAUAUGUGUAGAUAUAAAUCUUUGUUGAGUUAUUAAACAUGAAGGAAAAUAAUAUUUUAUAAUUUUAGAUAUUUAUCUCUAUAAUGUUUCUCGUAGCUGAAGGAAUAAAAUUAAGAGUCUCAAAAACGGUUUCCAAUGGAACAGCUAAACCUGCUACUUCUGAUAAUUUUGAUGAAGAUUUGAAGUGGGUGGAAGAAAAUAUUCCCUCUUCAUUCACAGAUGUAGCUCUUCCAGUGUUAGUGGAUUCAGAUGAGGAAAUCAUGACCAGAUCUGAAAUGGCAGAAAAAAUGUUCUCUUCAGAAAAGAUAAUGUGAUUGGAACCCAUAUAAAUGAAACCCAGUUAACGGUGAAGGACUUCCUCAAGACUGAAAGAGAGCUUUGUUUUGAUCUAGUGCAACAAGUUUUUAUUGCAUUGUCUUGGAAAUCUGUGUAUUAAAAUGAAGAAUUCAGGUGGUAGGAGGUUUCUGCACCCCUUUUAAGCUACUUUAAAUGUCAGCUUAAUGUCCACCAAAUUGCCUGGAUUUGGAAAUAAUCUAAGAGAAGUAUUAUGAUAAAGAAAUAUGCCCGGAUGCUCUUAGCUAGAAGGAGGCAGGGAU